Messenger RNA from Hemisphaericaspora subhashii, 528 nucleotides. RefSeq names its product calcineurin regulatory subunit B (gene CNB1). Lineage: Eukaryota; Fungi; Ascomycota; Pichiomycetes; Serinales; Debaryomycetaceae. The coding region runs from base 1 to 528 and encodes 175 amino acids. Gene Ontology annotation, molecular function: calcium-dependent protein serine/threonine phosphatase regulator activity; calcium ion binding. The record is from RefSeq and is a predicted model, not a curated record. The transcript has a single exon.
AUGGGACAAGGACCAUCAUCAGGGAUAAUCAAUGGAUUAAUGGAAGAUACAAAUUUCAAUUUAGAAGAAAUUGAUCGAUUACGUAAACGAUUUAUGAAAUUAGAUCAAGAUGGACUGGGGGAAAUUGAUAAACAAGAAUUCUUACUGAUUCCUGGAGUUCUGUCUAAUCCUUUAGCCACUAGAUUAAUGGAUGUAUUUGAUAUUGAUGGAGAUGGUAAGAUUGAUUUCCAAGAAUUUAUAACUGGAUUAUCUGCAUUUAGUGGGAAAUCAACAACUCAAGAUAAAUUAAAAUUUGCAUUUAGAAUUUAUGAUAUUGAUAGAGAUGGGUAUAUAGGAAAUGGAGAAUUGUUUAUUGUUAUGAAGAUGAUGGUUGGGAAGAAUCUACAAGAUGCUGAAUUACAACAAAUUGUCGAUAAGACCAUGAUGGAAGCUGAUUUAGAUGGAGAUGGGAAAUUGAAUUUUGAAGAAUUUAAAAAUGCCAUUGAUACAAAAUCAAUUGCAAAUACUUUAACCCUUAAUAUGUUUUAG